This is a messenger RNA of Scheffersomyces coipomensis, 1923 nucleotides long. RefSeq lists its product as uncharacterized. Lineage: Eukaryota; Fungi; Ascomycota; Pichiomycetes; Serinales; Debaryomycetaceae. The coding region runs from base 253 to 1668 and encodes 471 amino acids. The transcript has a single exon. The record is from RefSeq and is a predicted model, not a curated record.
GGUGAAUCUUCAUCAACAUCUGGAUCUGCUGAAAAUAGUAGUAAUGAAGAAGCUAUACUUGAUGAUGAAGAAGAAGAAAUUAAAUUGAAGAUUAAAAAAGAUUUAAAAAAAUAUAUUCAAAGAUUAAAAUAUUCUUCAAAUAUAAAUGUAUCAUCAACUGAAAAAACUAUAUUUAAUAUAUUAGAACAUUCAAUUUUAAAAUUUAGUCUUAAAUGGGGAGAAAUUAUUAAAUAUGAUUCAUCAUUAACUUGGAUGGCACUUAAUUUAGCUGAAUGGUUUCCACCAAUUCCAAAUUCAAGUUUAGUAUUAAUGGGAAGAGAUCAUUCGUCAUCAACAAACUCAUUAACCAUUGAUUUAUUUGAUGAUUAUUCAAAUUAUAUUGAUAAUAUACCAUGGCUAAAAGAUUAUUUACAUGAAUUAAUUCAAGAUGAUAAGAUUUCUAAUUUAUCAUUUCAUGAUGUUUAUGAAAGAUUAGUAUUGGUAUUAUUACAUUGUCCACCUAAAACUCAAAAGAAGAAAGAUUCUAAAAAGACUUCAUCAUCAUCAAUGUCAUCACAUACUUCUGCAUCACCUGAAUCUAAUGUCACCACUACUGAUGUUCCUCAAAAGGUUAAUAAAUCAUUACUUCCAUUAAAUGGAGGUACCAUUGAAGAACGAGUUUCAUUUUUCAUUUAUAGUUUAAGAAAAGUAUUACCUGAAUUAUCUCAAUUUUUUCAUGAAGAACAAAUUUUAACUAAAUUUGGUAGUCAAGAUGAUGAAUGGUUGAUUUGGUGGUUAAAAUUUUGUGGAUCUAAAGUGUGGUCAAAAUUUGAUAGAGGUAGAAUUUGGGAUCUCUUGUUAGGGUGGAGAUUAAAAAAUCCUAAGAAAGAUUUAUCUUAUUAUUAUGAUAAAUUAGAAAUUACGGAUAAUAAUUUCUUAACUAAAUUAGGUCCUGAUAUUUUUUGGUCAUUAAGUAGUAAUGAAGAAAAUAAUAAUAAUGAUUUAACAUCAACUGCUACACCAUUAAAAACGAGAGAAGUUUCAAUUGAUAGAAGAAAUUCCCUUCGAGAUUUAGUAUCGCAAUUAAAUAAUGAUUUAUAUUUGACUUCGGUUGAUGAAACUUCAGAAGAAUAUUCAAGACGUACAUCUUCAUCAUCAGCAAAUUCAAAUUCAACUACUGCUUCAACUAUUUCAAGUGUGACAUCAUCAAAUAAUGCUACUAUUAAGAAAAUUAAUCUUUUACCAAUUCCAUUUUCAAGAUUAGAUGCUCAUGUUGAAUUAAUAUUUGUAUCAUUAGCAUUAUUAAAAUCAAAAGAAAAUUUACUUGUGGAAUUAGAUCAACAUGAAAUCAGACAAAUUUUAUCAAGAUUACCAACUAAAUCAAUCAAAUAUAAACAUAAAAAACAUCAUGUAACUCAUCAAUCACAACAACAACAACAACAACAACAACAACAACAACCGUCUGAUUCUACCACUUCUUCGCCAACUUCCACAUCUCCAUCAACAUCAACAUCACCAAAGUUGGAUAUACCGUCUCCUGUACUUGAACCAGGUCAAAAACAUGAAAAUAUUAUCAUUUCAAAUGAUUCUAUCAAUAAUCAUAAAGUGAAUUUCAUAGAUAAUAUCAUUACGGAAGCAGGAGAGUUAUGGAGAAAAUGGUUAUGGUAUGAGAUGGUUGAAGAUAAUUAGAACAACAACAACAACAACAACAACAACAUAAUACUUAAUAAUUAAAAAAACACGAAUAUAUACGACUAUUUUACGGACCCUUUUUGCUUUUUCCUUUUCCUUUUUGCUUUUUACUUUACUUUACUUUAUUUUAUUAGACUGAUUUUAUGUUUUUUAGUGUAGUGUGUUUCUAUUGUUUUAUUUCAUUCAUUCAUUCAUUCUUUUCUUUAUUUCAUGUAUAUUAGAAUUCAUAUUAUAAAAGACAUUAUUCACUUU